CCUACUUAUUUGGGCUUCUAGUCCUGCCAAAGUAAUGAGCAUAAAAUGAAAAAUGACAAUGAAGAAACACUAUUUCAACGUACAAUAUUAAAUUGGCAACAAAUCUGGGAUUACGUGGGAAGGAAUCCUGUCAUUCUGUAACAGUCUUGUGCAAGAACCAUGAAAUCUUUAGGCAUGUUUCUAGGUAUAAACAGUUGCUAUUACCAGAGCGAAGUGGCUGAACGCAAAAGAAGUGGAUUUUCCCUCCCAAUAUUAAAAAAAGAAGAAAUAUCAUCAAUUUUUCCCAAUAAUUAUAUCAUAUUUUUUUCAAUUUCUUCUUUAAUAUGAAUGAAAAUAAAGCAAUUAUGUUGGAUACUUCUGAAUAUGAACCUAUAACAUGGUUUAUUUACAUGGUGAAAGACUGGAUUGAUUUUGUAUACUUAGCAGAAUCUGUGAGCUCUAUACUUCAGCUUCUGCUCUUAUUAUCAGUACUUUUUCUUCUUACAUAUUUUGUAUAUUCAACCAUUUUUUUAAUUGCCCACAUUUGCACAAUUUAUUUUUAUACUUGGAAGAAAACAUAUACCAAAGAGGAAGAUACCUUCUGGAGAAAACCAAGGGAAAUGGUGGGACAAUGUAUGAACUUAUAUGGAAAGAUAUGGCAUGGUCAUGAGGUCAUUGGUAUGGAGAAUGUACCUGAAGGAGCAGGGCUGAUUGUUUAUUACCAUGGAGCUAUUCCUUUAGACUAUGCCUUAUUUGUAUCUUAUUUCUAUGCAAAAACUGGGAGAUUGGUCCGCUCCGCGAUUCAUUAUGGCAUGUAUUUAAUACCAGGUAUAAAACUGUCUCUUGAUGUAGUGGGUUGCAUAAAAGGCACAAAAGUAGAGUGUGUUGAAGUUCUCAAGAAAGGCCAUUUAUUAGGAAUCGCACCUGGUGGACUAAGAGAAGGAAACUUUAGUGAUGAAUAUUACAACACAGUCUGGGGAACUGGCAUAGGUUUUGCUCAAGUUGCUUUAGAAACACAAGUGCCAAUCAUCCCCAUGUUUACGCAAAAUAUCCGUGAAGCUUAUAGAACAGUUGGAAAAACAAGACUAAUGAAAUGGCUGUACGAACAUUUUCGAUUGCUUGUCCUUCCCAUAUACGGAGGGUUUCCAGUCAAAUUCCGCACCUAUAUUGGAGAACCCAUCCCUUAUGACCCAAAUAUAACUGCUAAGGAACUUUCUGAAAAAGCAAAGAUUGCACUUGAAAAUCUUCGAGACAGACACCAGAAGCGACCUGGAAAUAUACUUAGAGCCCUAUUAGAGCGAUUGGAUAAAAAUAAGAAAGAAUAAGAAAAUAAAAAAUAUGUUUAGUCUUUA
Messenger RNA from Thamnophis elegans (Western terrestrial garter snake), 1331 nucleotides. Its product is annotated as transmembrane protein 68-like. Gene Ontology annotation, cellular component: membrane. Gene Ontology annotation, molecular function: acyltransferase activity. Bases 324 to 1304 code for a protein of 326 amino acids. NCBI's taxonomy places the organism in Eukaryota, Metazoa, Chordata, Lepidosauria, Squamata, Natricidae. The transcript is spliced from 7 exons. The record is from RefSeq and is a predicted model, not a curated record.